Populus trichocarpa (black cottonwood) is the source of this 5427-nucleotide messenger RNA. Its product is annotated as two-component response regulator ARR14. Gene Ontology annotation, biological process: phosphorelay signal transduction system; cytokinin-activated signaling pathway. Bases 3695 to 5176 code for a protein of 493 amino acids. The transcript is spliced from 13 exons. The record is from RefSeq and is a predicted model, not a curated record. Lineage: Eukaryota; Viridiplantae; Streptophyta; Magnoliopsida; Malpighiales; Salicaceae. Gene Ontology annotation, molecular function: DNA binding.
AAGUAGAUAAAAACUUCAAACUGUCUGCUUUUUCCAAAACAUGUAAACCUUAAAAAAUCUUAACACAUUGUCCAUUUAAUAAAACCAAACUCCCAAUUUUAGUAUUGUCUUGCAACUACUUACAUUAUUCAAGAAAUAAUAUUUAUGGUUGUUGGUGGCAAAUUAUGGGAUUUACUAGAACACUAUGCGCGCCAUGAUGGACCCGAUUUCUUGAGAGAAAAAGGAUCACAGUCGAUCUUUCAUAAUGGAUAGUCCAACAUGAAACAGCUAUUGAGGCAACCCAUUUCCGUCAACCUCAUCUCUGUCUCACUUUCUUCCGUACCAUCAAUCCACGCUCCAAGUUUGGAGUGUCUCCUGUUUUUGUUGUUGACGAGACUCCGUUGCCAAUGAAGUCUCACGCGAGAAUAGCAAGGUUUUUUCUGUUUUCGGGGGUUGAUAUUCCGGGUUUGCUGGUGGCUGAAAAGGGUUUUUCGGUAGAGAGGAAAAGACUUUUCUGAAAUGUGUUCGAUGGGGGUGUGGAACUGCUUGAACUAUUUGGUAUGCCUGUUUAAAAAAGCCAAUGGUGAAGCUGAAGCACUGUGUGCUCAGUUAAAUGCCAAAGGCCAUGUGGAUGCUUGUAUAACAGCUGAUAGUGAUGCUUUCCUUUUUGGGGCUAAGUUUGUGAUAAAACCUCAAGCCUAAUACCAAAGAACCAUUGAAUGCUACCAUAUAUUGAAGCUGGUCUUGGGUUGAAGAGGAAACACUUGAUAGCUAUCUCUCUCUUGGUUGGAAAUGAUCAUGAUCUAAAUGGCGUGCAAGGGGUUGGGCUUGAGAAGGCUUGUUGUUUUGUCUGAAGUUCCAGUGAGGACAAGAUAUUGGACCCGUUACGUGAAAUUGGCAAUGGGAACACUCUAUUUCAAAUUGGCUCAAAAGUUGUAGAUGAUUUAAUGCUUGAUCUAGAUGAGAGCCUAGUAAAGUCAAAAACUUCUCAUUGUUCCUUCUGUGGGCAUCCAAACAGCAAAAGAGCACAUUUCAAGUCAACUUGUGAAUAUUGUGGCACUAGUAAUAUUCAGGGUUUGCUUAAGAAAGCCAGAGGGUUCUAAGUGUAAUUGUUCCUCCUGUAAUGAGGAUCGAAAAGAAAAGGAGCGGCAAAACCAUGAAAAUUGGCGCAUAAAAGUUUGCAGCAAGAUAUCCAUGGAGCCAAACUUUUCAAAUGAUGAUAUCAUUUGAAUGCAUUUGUGCAUCAAUCAUGGAAACUUUACUGCUGAUGAUGGCUCAUGCUUAUUGCUCGUGAGGUACCCAGGCAUUGAGAUGCUAAUUGAUUUCUUGGAUUUUCAUCAGCACUGGGAACCAUCUUAUGUUCGACAGGGAAUGUCUCCCAUGUUGUCCACCAUAUAUUUGCAAGAAAUUUCUGCCAAGCCUUAGAAAACCAUGUUGUAUGGGCAGUGUGUAUUUGAUUCUAUCCAGCCUGUGAAAAUAAGACGGACACCAAUCUUAUGUGAUCAGGUGGAGAAAAGCCACAGGUACAGCAAGCAGUCUUAUCCAUACCAACUGUAUUGAAGAGUCUGACAGGCCUUAAGAAGAGAUCAUUGAAAUUGAUGAACUAGUUGAUCAAUUGGACGAGGACGCCGCCCCCAGAUUCAUAUUGAUGAUGGGUAUUGCUUCCUGUUGACAGAUGAAAAUAUGGAGCUUGCUUGUGCUUUUUCAGAAGAAGUUGAAAGUUUUUGCAUAAGGAACGGAGAGCUUCAUAAAGAAGAAAGGGUUCAGCUUAAGAGCUGAAGGGUCCGAUGAAAAGUCGGAAUCAACAAAGUCAAAACAUGUCCAACUUAGUACAACAGAAUUUUAUCAUUCUGCUAAGGUAGCAGCAAUUCAUGCAAAACAAUGAGAUCUAGCCAAUAAUUCUGAAAAUCAACAGGAUGGGACAUCAAAACAGAAGAGAAAGGUUUCAAGUUCAAACCUUCCAAAGUCUAUGAGACGUAGCCUUUUGUUUAAGUAGGACAUUUAGGGACUUCAGAUAUGAAUAUGUACAUAAACUGUUAGCCUUAGAACCAUUAUUGUGGAUAAGUGGAGGAGAAUUCUUGUACAUGAAUGAUAAGUCUACUUUUUGUUGAUUUGUAGAGAAGCCCGCUCUCUUUGUAGGAAAUAUAGCAGGUUUAUCUUUACAGUCCAUUUAUACCGGGUAGCUUUGCUGCUUAACAACUUUUAACGGGUGCACAUUUAAACUACAGAGUGACCAAUUCCAGGCUCUAAAUAUAACGUGUUACAGAACAAAUCGGUAAUAUUGACGGGAAGAUCCAGUUAGUAGGAAACAUUGACCUUCAAUUGGGUAAUCAACCGAUAGUCAAUUGGCUUCUUCUCUCUAGACUGAGUCUCUUAUGAUCAGUAUUUUCUUCAAACACUCAACCUACACCUGAUUUCCAUAUUAUCUUGCACCAAUCACUAGAAAUAUCAUAUUGUAAUCCAUAUCUAGUGUUUGGUAGUUUCCCCUACUCUUAUUACCAAAUACCUUCAUAUGAACCUGGAUAUUAGGGGAAGUAAAUAGUUGUUACUGAUUUUCGAUGGCUCUGAAUUCUUCUAAAAUAGUUCUGAAACUUGAUUUGUUAUUUUAUUAUGGAGCUUGAGCUUGAUUACUAAUAUAGGAAAUGAAAUAAAUGUAAAUAAUGUUAAUAUAAUUUUGAAUUACACCUAUUUUUUUUUUUUUUAUCUAAGUACUAAAUAUAUUAGCCUCAACUUGAAUGUUAUAAUCAUGUUAGGUGUAUUUUAUAUUUAAUCUUCCAUCCAAGCUAUAAUAAAAUAUUGUUUGUAUUUACUCUUUUAGAUAAUCAUCUAAAUUAUAUUUUAUGUUUACGAACAUUUUGAAUUGAGUAUUUAAAUGUUGCAACUUUUCAUAAAAAUAAUUGAACUUUGAAAUUGUGAUCAAACUUGGUGAAUGAGUAUUUUAUCAAAUCUAACAAGAGUCAAGCUCAAUUAGUUUGGUUCAUUAUAGAGCAUUGCAAGAUAUUAAAUAAGCUUUAAAACACUCCCUUCUAUUCUGUUCCCUGUAAUGAGAAGUAAUAGCAUUGGUUAUCAUCCCAAACACCAUUGAGUUGAACAUUUAUGGGUGGGUACUGUCAUCACAUGUUUGGUUACAUUCAUGUGAUGACAGUAUGAGCAAUAUAAAAAGUUCAUGCAUAAGGGUUUUCUUAUGUAUUCAAAUAUGGAAAAUUGUGCACACUUCCUAGAGAGGAAACUUAUCAAGCGACCUGGAGUUCUGUAUAUAUGGCAAUCUUAGGGGUAUACUGGCAAGCUAAUUAAACUUUGUUGACUACCAUCAAUUUUCAAUUGACAGUUACAAGGCUAGUGCUGCCAUUUUAGAAUGCUCUGCACAUCUUCCCAAGUGAUUGUCAAAAAAUUUCUAUGAUCAUUUUGUUUUAUCAAACUUGAACUUUAAUUCCAGAUACGCUUUAAUAGUUUUGUAGAGUAAUUUAUUGAGGAGCCUCCUGGUUUGGAUUCAACAUCUGGGCAAAGUUUGUUGCUAUCGGGGAAUGCUUUAAAUAAUCAUCUAUGCUUGUGUGAAGUGAUUUGUCCAUCCAUAAUGUGGGGUCCACAUGCCAUGAACGGACAGGAUCAUCUCACUUUGCGUGGAGAACUGUACAAAUCUUUUCUCAAAGAUUCUUUCCUUGGGAAGCUACCAUAUGUACUUGAUUAUCGGUUAUAUGUAGGCACCUCAAAAUAAAUGCAGACAUCCUAUAUUUUACAGCAGAAGCAUAUCUAUCUGAGUCUCCCUCUCUGUGCCUGUCAAAUUGUCCCUCUCUCCCCUGUAGGUUCUGUUCCAGACAUGACUAGUGAGCAGUUUCUCUCAGUUGAAGUUACAAAAAAUAAUGCUAGCUCAUUUGCUGAAGGUGUUAGAAUCUUGGUUGUGGAAAGUGAUCCUACAUGCCUCAGAAUUGUGUCAAAAAUGCUUCAGGCAUUUGGAUAUGAAGUUACAACUGCUACACGAGCCACUGAUGCAUUGCACAUUUUACGGGAGAAAGAAGAUGAAAUUAACCUUAUUCUGAUAGAAACUCACUUGCCUGAUAUGGAUCAAUAUGAGAUCAUUGAGACAGUGAGAGCAAUGUCUUCUUCUUUGCCCAUUGUCGUUUUUUCAGCUGAUAACAAUGUGAGUGCCAUGUUAGGCUGGCUGUAUAAAGGGGCUGCACUUUAUCUUAUGAAGCCAAUCGUCAAGGAUGAUGUAAAAAACCUUUGGCAGUUAACAUAUAGAAAGAAAAAAAAGACAGCUGUAUCUAGCGUAGGAUCAAACAGCUUUCAUGCUGGGUUGGCAGAGGAGAAUGCUUCAAGUGUGACCGCAGGGAUCCCAUCACUCUUAAGUACCACGGGGCAGAGUGACCAAAUGGGAAAAAGAAAGGAGCUAGAAGAGACAGAUAACGAUGAUGAAGAUAAUGACAAUUUGACUGUUCUAAAGAAGCCAGAGCUUGUUUGGACUAAUGAGCUGCAUAACAGAUUCUUGCAAGCUAUCAGGAUAUUAGGCGUUGAUGGUGCCCAUCCUAAGAAAAUACUUCAGCACAUGAAUGUCUCGGGGCUAAAGAAAGAAAAUGUUUCAAGCCAUUUACAGAAAUAUCGUCUUUCCUUGAAGCGGGAACAAGAUACAACACAGAAGACCAUGAUUAGAGAUCACCAUCCUUCAUUGACUUUGAAUUUACAAGGAGGGUUUUCUCAAUUCACAAACCCGCAAUUCUUCAUGGCAAUAUCUCAAUCAGAACACAGAAACAAUAUCCAGAAUAAUCUCUGUAGUCCUGUGUCAAUGCAUUCCCUUUUUUCUGCACAUUCUCUUACUCGAGUGAACACAAACUAUGAUGGCAUGUUGAUUCCUAGCUAUGGGCAACAAAGCAAACAGCUAGACCGUACUUACCCCAAUUGCAGUCAUACUGGAAUUGGGACUACUAAUGAUGGGAACUUUGCAAGUUUAGGACAGAAAGGAAAUCAUAAUGUGGAAGAACAUCUCAAUCAAGGAACCACUUUCUCCAAUGUCGGAACUCAUGGCCCAACAUUUCUGGGCAACUCUCAGCAGCAGCUGCAGUUUCCACUGCUACAACCUCAACCACUUCCAGAGAAGGAAGAUGAAUCUGACAUUCCCAAUAUCGUAACAGAGGCAAGGAAUGAGUUGUUGGUGAUGAAAAAUGAGUUCCUUGACUAUCCUAAUAAUGAUCUCUGGCUCUGAAGUGGCCAUGGAAUCCGAGAUUGGCUUUGAUGCUUUAUAGAAUGGAGAGCAAGAUCCCCGAAAACUUUGAAUCUGGCCAUGGUCGACCAGCAGAAGCCAAAGAAAGGGUGCAAUUGUUGGACACGUUAUCUCUCAGUUUGACAUUAAGUUUUACAAUUAAUAAGUUGUUAAAAUACCUCAAUGAGGGUUCUGUUAUUUGGAUGCUGUUUCCUUGUUUGCCAUGCCGAUAAAUUAGUGACUGUUUGUUGUUA